This is a messenger RNA of Fusarium verticillioides 7600, 1147 nucleotides long. RefSeq lists its product as hypothetical. The coding region runs from base 536 to 877 and encodes 113 amino acids. The record is from RefSeq and is a predicted model, not a curated record. Lineage: Eukaryota; Fungi; Ascomycota; Sordariomycetes; Hypocreales; Nectriaceae. The transcript has 2 exons.
AGCCUGGCAAGGAUCUCAACAUCAUCUUCAUCUACGAGCAUUCCGAUCCCGCCUUGUCCUUCUCUUGCCUUACCAUGUCUUAGCUCAAGCGUAUCAACAAACAGGGAUAACCGCUUGCUUGUUUUUUCCUCACCAAUCGAGACCUUCACUGGUAACUUUUAUCGUGAUACGUCUCGAGGCUACGGCACUUUCCAGCUGUUUUCCAUGUAUCAUGACCUUGUCCGCCGACCGGGUUCGCGGAUUCUGUCUUAUUCCCCGAGACACACCCACAGCCACUUCAUUCAACCAAUUCAUAGAUUACAGUCCUAGUCUUGCCAACUUCCUUCAGUUGAGGCAUCACUAAUGCAAGUCGACAAAAAAGGUCAGCCUUCCCAGGGCGGCUUUCGACUGUUUCAUCCUUCUGCAUGAGUUUGCUGAUCACGAUUCCUCACGAUCCUUCCAUUAAAGACACUACUAUGGGCCAUGACACAUUUGAAAACAACAAUAGCUUAGCUGGCGUUGGUAAGUGACUGAUACAUCCAAUACAUGCAGGCAUAUGGAGAUGCAUUCACAAUCUAGACAACCCAAGUUGGGCCUUGGAAUCUCGGUAUUUCCCGUUCAACUCCGCAACAAAGCUGGAUUAAUUUCAUGGUCUCGCCUUCAGCCGAAUGCCGAUCAAUUACUCAAGAUUGGAGGAUGUCUAGGGACUUAUGUGGGUUUUCUUGACCUUGCAGACGGGAACUACUUCUCCGUUCGAUCCAAUGCUCCGAUGGUGUGGACCAGAUCGAAGGGAUGGUUUUUGAAUACGUUCACUACAAAUGAGCUCAAGAUGAAUAGAGAGAGAGGAAAUGAUUGUAUACAACACUACGCACUGAUCUCGUAUCUUGAAGCUACCUAGUUACUCCUUUGCUAAAAGACGAUGAUUUUCUUGGAUACAUAGUGAACAAGACAACCACAUGGAAGCGAUAUGAAACAAGGCAUAUUAGACUAUUGGAGUACCUAGUAUAGUCAGAUGGACUUGUAUAUAAGCAUAAUGAUGAGAAUAAUCCCAUGGACACAUGAUUGUCAUGCUGUCAUACUGGGAUACACAUCAUCAAGGCGACAGACAGAAAGACUCGUUACCUUAGUAGAUACGAGGGUUCCAGUUCAGGCAGGUGGUACUUCACAG